CAUGUGUGUUUAGUUUCAUUUCCGCAUUAGCCCGUAGCCUGUUAGCUUCUUGGCUAUCCACUUGUCACAUUUUCUGGAAAAGGCACGUUUAUUAUCCAGGACAGACAAACGCGAGACUAAUGACGCUUACAUGCAAACAUUACGACCACGUACAGGUUUACUUAAUUGUGUCUCCAUGACAACAGCGGAGCCGUGUUGCGGAUAAAGUCAAGCAGGAAGCGACUCCAGCGCGAGGAGACUCCCUGCAUCAUCCACUGUCUUCAUCCGCAACUUCUGUCAUCUGUCAGCUAGUCUGUGUAAAACCAACUGGUUUCUCCCACUCGUCCACAGUAGAAGUAAUGAAGGUGUUCGUCUGUCCCAGUAGAAGGCCCUUCCUGGUCUUCUGGACCCUGACUCUUCAGCUGAUCCUGUAUGGUUGUGUGGUGUUUGCCGCUGAGGGCAUCGACAACUGCAAAUUGCUCUAUGACUCUAAGUCCGACAGGAAAAUCCUUAAACAACUGGAGCCACUCAUCAAUAAGAGCUUCACAGUCGAGAACACGAAUGAAGGAGAGAGCUACACGUAUGUGUUUCAGCUGUGUGGGGAUGCAGGAGGUGUUCCAGGUGCUGGGGUUAUUCAAGUGGACAGCAAGGGGAGUGAAAAGAAAACAACUGUGAUUGGAUUGUACAAUUCAACACAAGCCAUUGGAGGAACAGACCCGUAAAUGUUGAUCUACAGAAAUGGUGAGGCGUAUAAUGUUCACUGCUCCAAGGAGAAGAGGAAAGCAUUUGUUAUGAUCUCCUGCAACAGGAAGGCAGACAUGGGCCAGCUGGAAGUGCUUCUGGAGGAGAGGGAGAGGGAACAAGACUGUUUUUACCUCUUUAAAGUGGAGUCCAGUGCCGUGUGUCCAGCUCUCCCAUCCAAGAUCAGCACAGGCUCCAUAUUACUCAUCAUUGGGAUUUGCCUUCUGGCUGUUUACCUGAUUGGAGGUUUCCUGUAUCAGCGGCUGAUUGUUGGAGCCAAAGGGAUGGAGCAAUUCCCAAAUUACAACUUCUGGGUGGAAGUUGGCAACCUGUCAGCAGAUGGCUGCGACUUUGUGUGCCGCUCACGAAAUCGAGAGGAUUCCCCCGCUUACAGAGGAGUUCCCACAGAGGCUUUGGAGGAAGAGCCAGAAGAGAGAGAUGACCAUUUACUACCAAUGUGAACUCAAUAUGUCAGAGAUGGGAGAGAAUUUUUCACAGUGUGACACAAUGUACUCUUUUGCAGGUUAGAUGAAAUUGCUGCUAGACACGUCUGUUUUGUUUUUGUGCUGGUUAAGGUCAGGACCUGUUCACUUUUAGUGUUUAUCCCCGAGCAACUACAGUCAGCUAAGAGGGUUGUUAAUCACAGGUCCGAUAGACUUGUCUUUCAUGCAUCUCAUGCUAAACAUUUGGUGUCAGACAAAUGAGCAAUUCAUAGAAGACUGCAAAGUGACAAUAAAGCAUGAGUCUUCUUACAUGGAAGUCUGUCCCAAAUGGGAAAUGUUAAGAAGUUGGAUUUCUGUAUGAUCUAAACCUAAUGACAUAUUGCUCUUUUUUUCUGCUUGGCUAAUUAUUGUUUUUUUUUUUGUUGUUGAAAUGUGCGUGCAGGUUUCAGCAAGCUUUUCUUCCAUGGGUCCUUAAUGUACACUGACAGUCGCAGGUUAUGAAACACACACACAUGCUUUUGCCAGUAUAAUACGGCUUUAAUUGAAAUUAUGAGAAUGUAAGAGCUUAAAUACUGUGACUGUGCUUUCAGCGUUGUUACACAAGUAGAAACCACUGGGGAAAAAACAUAGAAAAUGUAGAUUUUAAUUUCUAUUUUUGUAGGAGAAUGCUUGCGCUGACAUCUAUUCACUGCUUAGUGUCACUUUCUGAAAUGUGAGUGUGAAGGUUGUAAACAGCACUUCCUCUAAUUUCUUUCAGAGAAAUGAACAUUGUGGACUUCCUGUGCCAGACCUCCAUGGUUAAUGCACUCAGUCCAGUGAAGGACAAUUAGAGGUCAUUCACCUAGGAAUUCUACAGUUCAUAAUUUAAGAUUCUAUGAAGGCAGUCUAUGUACUUGUAUUUUUGUAUAGAAUUCAUUGUCAAAUAUUGAAAAAUACCAAUGUUUCCCAGGACAAAAGAAAGUAAUAAUGUAGUGUGCAAACUGAAGUGAUCUGCUUACCUAAUGUGAGGUACACAAACAUUAUAGUCUGAAGACUGUUUAACCACGUUUUAAAAGUCUUCUGGUUAUGUUUUAUUGACAUAAUAAUAAGGAUUUGAUAUUUUUACAUAGAUCUGGUGUAAUUAUUGCUGCUCAGACGUAAAGCAGACCUUUUUUUACCUUCAUGCGAAAAGUACAAGGACGUUUCAUCGAAUCAAGUUAUUAUGUUACUUUGAGUGUGAGCACUUUGAGUUUUUCCGUUUGCUUUUUGAGUUUUUUUCUUUUCUUAUAAUGUUGAUGUUUCCUUUGCUUAUUUUAGUGAAAUAUUCUGAGUCUCAAUCUGGUGGGGAAGCUCACAGCUGUGGUUGUUGUGAACUGAACAGCCUUCAGAUUCUUAUAAUAACCUGUUUGGUUCAAGGAUGACUUACACACACACACACUUUUGAUUGCAUUAAAAGAAAUACCGUAUGAAA
This is a messenger RNA of Solea senegalensis (Senegalese sole), 2613 nucleotides long. It is a transcript of the gene m6pr, whose product is annotated as mannose-6-phosphate receptor (cation dependent). Gene Ontology annotation, molecular function: protein domain specific binding. The record is from RefSeq and is a predicted model, not a curated record. Gene Ontology annotation, biological process: protein targeting to lysosome. Gene Ontology annotation, cellular component: endosome; Golgi apparatus; trans-Golgi network. The transcript has 8 exons. NCBI's taxonomy places the organism in Eukaryota, Metazoa, Chordata, Actinopteri, Pleuronectiformes, Soleidae.